UGUCAAAAGUUCAGAACGUCGUCUACUUUACUAUCAAGUCAUAAUUAAUUGGAUGUUUGGCUGCUGGUUCUAAUAAUUGUAUAUUGUAUUAAUAAAUACAAGUUCUUAAAAUGACUCUGUAUCAUUUUGGAAAUUGUCUAGCAUUGGUUUAUGCCCCAUAUCAUAUGGCAUACAAAUUCUCGGGAAUAUCUGAAUAUGCCACUUUCUCAAAAUGUGUACAUGCCGGAGGUCUUUACAUCUUUACUCAGCUCUGUAAGAUGCUGUUACUUGCUACAUUCUUUCCUGAUACUGACAGCAGCCACAUAACAGGAGAAUAUAAUGUGUUCUUGGAAAUUCUGAAGGCAACAGUGGACUUUGCAGAUUUGCUGGGAAUAUACUUUGCUCUUAACUCAGUGCCAGGCAAAGGUCAUGCCAAAAUACUCACAUCAGCUAUCGGAUGGGCAAGUGCAGAGGUGGUGGUGACGCGCAGUGUCCUGCUGUGGGUGGGCGCGCGCGGGUCGGAGUUCGACUGGCGCUACGUGCGCUCGUGCGCGGAGUCCAACGUGUCGCUGCUGCACACGGCGGCCACGGCGGCGCUCGUGUGGCUCUGGACGCGCAGUGACCUGCCCCGCAAGCACUCCCCUGUCGUCAUCACGCUCCUCGCACUGUCUCCAUACAGAGGACUCAUCGAGGAAGCUAUUGGCAGCAUCCUCUCUCUCAGCGCUUGGGCCUUGUUAGCCCUGAGAGCCAUCCAUGCUAGUGCAGUUGGCUUGACGGCUUUGGGAAUGUAUGCUGUUCUAGCUCAACAGAUUGGAAUUUGAUUUUCAAACAAUUUCUAACUUCUUAUGUAGAUGUGUUCAUAAGUUAUUCCUAUUUAAUUGUUAUUCCAAAAUGAUUGAUUGAAUAAAAUAAGUAUAAUAUAAAUGUAACUUAUAAAUGACUUUUAAUUUUAA
Molecule: messenger RNA, 932 nt
Organism: Spodoptera frugiperda (fall armyworm)
Lineage: Eukaryota; Metazoa; Arthropoda; Insecta; Lepidoptera; Noctuidae
Product: transmembrane protein 147
Exons: 4
Coding region: 111-800 (229 amino acids)
Source: RefSeq, a predicted model, not a curated record